AGAGAGACAGUGACGGCACAGACUGGGGAAGGAGCUGGAAAUGAAGUGCCCGUACUGCUCGGCGUCGCAGGGGCGGUGCGCCGUCACCAGCGGCGGCCGCCCGAUCACCGAGUGCACCUCCUGCGGCCGCGUGGUGGAGGAGCGCCACCACUUCCCCCACCACCUCUUCCACCUCCGCUCCCAGGACAACCCCCUGUGCCUCGUCACCUCCGACCUCCCCUCCCUCCCCCCGCAAGCCCUAACCCCCGCCGACGCCGACGACGAUCCCUUCGAGGCCACCGGCUUCAUCACCGCCUUCUCCACCUGGUCCCUCGAGAACUCCCCGCUCUCUCUCCGCUCCUGCCUCUCCUUCUCCGGCCACCUCGCCGAGCUCGAGCGGACUCUCGAGUCCACCAACCCCUCCUCCUCGUCCUCGUCGGCGAAUUCCAGCUCGACGCCGUCGUCGUCGUCGACGGUGGUUGUGGACAAUCUGAGGGCGUACAUGCAGAUCAUCGACGUGGCGUCGAUCUUGGGGCUGGAUUGCGACAUUUCGGACCACGCGUUUCAGCUGUUUAGGGAUUGUUGCUCGGCGACUUGCUUGAGGAAUCGGAGCGUCGAGGCUCUUGCUACUGCCGCUCUGGUUCAAGCCAUUAGGGAGGCGCAAGAGCCUAGAACUCUUCAGGAAAUUUCAAUUGCGGCCAAUGUGCCUCAGAAAGAAAUUGGGAAAUAUAUCAAGAUACUUGGGGAGGCUCUCCAGUUAAGUCAGCCCAUUAACAGCAAUUCAAUAUCUGUCCAUAUGCCAAGGUUUUGUACACUCCUCCAACUCAACAAAUCUGCUCAGGAAUUGGCUACUCAUAUUGGGGAAGUCGUGAUCAACAAAUGCUUCUGCACUCGUAGAAACCCGAUAAGCAUCUCUGCAGCCGCUAUAUAUCUUGCGUGUCAACUAGAAGACAAGCGGAAAACUCAGGCUGAAAUUUGUAAAGUGACUGGUCUGACUGAAGUCACCCUCCGAAAGGUUUACAAGGAGCUCCUAGAGAAUUGGGAUGAUCUACUGCCGUCUAAUUAUACUCCAGCUGUUCCCCCGGAGAAAGCAUUUCCAACAACUGCAAUUACCUCAGGCCGGACUUCAAUCAAAGCUGAGACAGCUGAAGUAAUUGUACUGGACAAAGAUAGCCAGGCGGAGGCUAAACCAAGCAAAGAUAAAAAGGCGGACAAUAAAUCAAAUAAGUUCAAUGAAGUCCCUGACAUGAACCAUCGGGCCAGGUCCAUGGACGAAUCUGAAUGUAAGGGUAACUCUACAGGAGCAGAUACACACUUGUCAAAUCAGAUGCAAACUUUCAUUCAGCCUUGGCUUUCUUUUGGGCCUUCUGGUGUCAGUUCAGCCGGAGAGAAAGGUCAGAGCGGUAGUUCGGCAGUAGACAUAAAGGAGGCACUGUCAAAGCAUCAAAGGCCCGAGAGCAAGGAAGAUAAGGAGAAAAAGGUCACUUUUGGCUCUAUAAAGCCAAAUCCUAUAUCAAGUUCCUCUGCUACUGCAAGCUCAGUUACUUGGCCAUUCUUUGCCUCACAAUUUGGGGAAGCGCCAAGAGGGUUGCCUGACGAUGUUGAAAUGAAAGAAGUUGAGAUCCAAAAUAAACAUAGAAAUGCCUAGUGCGGAGAUAUUCGAGUGUAUAAGAUUCUGCUGAAAAGAAUAUAAUGCUUUGGUAGUGUCUUGGUGACGAGGUUCGAGCUGCUAAUUGUUUGGGGACAAAAAAGCGAGCCCGAAACAACUUGGAUGCUGAAGUCGGGAUAUGAAUCGGUUCCCUCUAAUGAAUACCAGCAU
Messenger RNA from Syzygium oleosum, 1798 nucleotides. RefSeq names its product plant-specific TFIIB-related protein 1. Gene Ontology annotation, cellular component: nucleus; transcription preinitiation complex. Gene Ontology annotation, biological process: transcription preinitiation complex assembly; DNA-templated transcription initiation. The record is from RefSeq and is a predicted model, not a curated record. The coding region runs from base 41 to 1627 and encodes 528 amino acids. Gene Ontology annotation, molecular function: TBP-class protein binding. The transcript has 4 exons. NCBI's taxonomy places the organism in Eukaryota, Viridiplantae, Streptophyta, Magnoliopsida, Myrtales, Myrtaceae.